AAUGUUCAAAGAGAACACCAUUACACGAAUCUCAUUUUGUUUUCAGUUCAAGUCGACAAUGAUGCACCAAAUCAUCUGUGAUUCAUCCUUUCCCGAUUAAGAUUGGAUAUCAAUCUCGUCUGCCCGGUGGCUCCCACCGUUUGCCGGCGUUCUCCGCCGCUGUCACAACCCUUCUUUCUCUCACUCUUGCUGUUCGAUCAAUUUAACCCGACAACAACAGACAAACCAAUUAACUAAGCCAGGAUCAAUCAGCAUAUGAUUCAAUCGCACUCGUUCCAUGGCUACACGUAUCUUCUAUUUACUGAUUGUUUUUACUAUCUACGGCUUCAGUUCUAUCUCAUCUAACCCUAAUUUUGGUGUUUCUUCAACGAUCGAUGAAUCUACAAUUCUUGAUUUCCAUGGAGAUUAUUCGCCGCCGUCGCCUCCACCGCCAUCUCCACCACCACACCCUCCGGCUCUGUCGUGCGAAGAAGAUUUACGAGGAAUCGGGAGUUUAGACACUACGUGUGAACUAAAUAUUAGUACGAUUUUCGUUGCUGAUGUGUAUAUAGAAGGAAAAGGGAACUUUCACAUACUCCCUGGUGUUAAAUUUAAAUGUCUUACUUCUGGAUGUUCGAUAAUUAUCAAUAUUAGUUCUGAGUUUAGAUUAGGGUUGAAUUCAGAGAUAGUAGCAGGGACGCUUCAUGUGACGGCAGGGAAUGCGACAUUUGAAGAGGGUUCAAUCGUUAAUGUUACUGCUAUGGGUGGUGAUCCACCGGAGCAUACAAGUGGCUCGCCUAAAGGGGUGUUUGGUGGUGGUGGAGGGCAUGGUGGGAGAGGUGCUUGUUGUGUUGUGGAUAAUACAAAGCUCCCAGAGGAUGUAUGGGGUGGUGAUGCUUAUGGGUGGUCGGAUUUACCUGAACCCUAUAAUUAUGGAAGCAAAGGUGGGGCGACUAAUAAAGAUGAUGAUUAUGGAGGGAAUGGUGGUGGCAGGGUUUGGGUUGAGGUGGUGGAUGCUGUGGAAGUCAGUGGAAGAAUUUUUGCAGAUGGUGGUGAUGGUGGUGUCAAAGGUGGAGGAGGCUCUGGUGGCAGCAUUUUCGUGAAGUCCCGGAAAAUGACAGGUAGUGGCAUCUUAAGUGCAUCUGGAGGUAAUGGGUUUGGUGGAGGUGCUGGUGGAAGAAUAUCUGUGAAUGUUUUCAGCAGACAUGAUGAUCAAACAUUCUUUGCUCAUGGGGGACAAAGUUAUGGCUGUCCUGCAAACUCUGGUGCUGCAGGGACUUUCUAUGAUGCUGUUCCUAGAAGACUCAGAGUCAACAACCACAACAUGUCAACAGAUACAGAUACACCUUUUUUUGCAUUCCCAAAUCAGCCUCGUUGGACAAGUGUUGAUAUUCAAGAAUAUGCUAAAGCUGCUGUCCCACUACGUUGGAGUCGCGUGCAGGUUCAAGGACAACUUAGUUUAUCAGCUGGAGCAGUUUUAAGCUUUGGUUUACCUCAUGAUGCUGUGUCAGAGUUUGAAUUAAUGGCAGAGGAACUUUUAAUGAGUGAUUCAGUAAUCAAGAUAUAUGGGGCUUUGCGAAUGUCUGUUAAAUUGCACUUGAUGUUGAAUUCCAAAAUGCUUAUAGAUGGUGAUGGUGAGGGUGAUCCAAUUAUUGCCACUUCAUUGCUUGAGGCUAGCAAUUUACUUGUUCUCAAGGGAGGAUCUGUAAUACAAUCAAAUGCAAAUCUUGGUGUUCAUGGUCAAGGUUCAUUGAAUCUGACCGGAGAAGGCAAUGUUAUAGAAGCUCAACAUCUGGUGUUAUCAAUAUUUUGCUGUAUCAAUGUUGAACCUGGGUCAAUGCUAAGAGGUCCAUUAGAGAACACAACUAUUGAUCACUCGGCACAUUGUGAACUGGAGGUUUGCCCAAUGGAAUUAAUUCAUCCACCUGAAGAUUGCAAUGUGAAUUCUUCAUUGUCCUUCACUCUUCAGAUCUGUAGAGUUGAAGAGAUAGUUGUUGAAGGUUCCAUUGAAGGAUCCGUUGUUCAUUUUCAAUGGGUCAGAAGUGUAUUAAUCAAACCAUCUGGAUCAAUAAGUGCUUCUGGAUUAGGCUGCAUUGGUGGAGCGGGGCAAGGAAAAAUGUUGAAUGAUGGUACUAGUGGUGGUGGGGGACAUGGCGGCAGGGGUGGUGAUGGUUACUAUAACAACAGUAUUGUUGUUGAAGGUGGUGUUCCUUAUGGUGAUGCUGAUUUUCCUUGUGAGUUUGGUAGUGGCAGUGGUGAUGAUAGUUUGGGUGGUGCAACUGCUGGUGGUGGUAUCAUAGUGAUGGGGUCAUUGGAGCACUCUCUGUCGAGUUUGUCAAUCUAUGGGUCACUGACAGCUGAUGGAGAAAGUUUUGGGGAAAAUAUAAGAAAACAAGAUGUGAAGCAUGCUGGUGGAGGAUCUGGUGGAAGUGUUCUUCUGUUUGUUGAUAGAUUGACACUUGGUGAUUCAUCUGUAAUCUCAACUGCUGGAGGGUAUGGUAGUCAGAAUGCUGGUGGUGGGGGUGGUGGUAGGAUUCAUUUUCAUUGGUCAGAUAUUACAGUUGGAGAUGAAUAUCAACCUGUCGCUAGUGUUAAUGGAACCAUUAAUAUUGGAGGAGGAAUUGGUAAAGGUCUUGGGCAACCAGGGAAUAAUGGGACUAUCACUGGAAUAGUUUGUCCACAAGGCCUGUAUGGUAUUUUUUGUGAGGAAUGCCCACUUGGCACUUACAAGAAUGUUAGCGGGUCAGAAAGAGAUCUUUGCUAUGAUUGCCCAGCUCUAGAGUUUCCACAUCGUGCCAUUUUUACCCCUGUUCGAGGUGGUGUUUCUGAUGUUCCUUGUCCUUACAAGUGUGUAUCUGAGAGAUACCACAUGCCUCACUGCUAUACAACAUUUGAGGAGUUAAUUUAUACGUUUGGUGGGCCAUGGCUAUUUGGUUGUAUGCUUCUAGUUCCCACUCGACGUGGCUUGCAGUUGGAUCGAUCUGUUCCUUUCUUGGAAUCAUUGAAUGAGGUUCUUGAAACAAAUAGACAUGAGGAAUCCCAGAAUCAUGUCCACAGAAUGUACUUCAUGGGAUCCAAUAGUUUCAGUGAACCUUGGCAUCUCCCUCAUUCCCCUUCAGAACAAGUAGCUGAAAUUGUAUAUGAAGAUGCAUUCAAUAGAUUUGCAGAGGAGAUAAAUUGUUUAGCAGCUUUUCAAUGGUGGGAAGGAUCAUUUUACAACAUCCUUUCUGUGAUUGCAUAUCCAUUUUCAUGGACAUGGCUGCAAUGGUGUCGCAAAAAAAAGAUACAAAGAUUACGUGAAUUUGUUAGAUCAGAAUAUGAUCAUGCGUGCUUGCGUUCAUGCCGUUCCCGUGCUCUCUAUGAGGGACUUAAGGUUUCUGCAACUUCUGAUAUGAUGCUUGCAUAUGUGGAUUUUUUCCUUGGUGGAGAUGAGAAGAGAGACGACCUUCCUCCUUCACUCCAUCAAAGAUUUCCACUCUCUUUAGUUUUUGGAGGAGAUGGAAGUUACAUGGCUCCUUUUGUUCUUCAUAGUGACAAUAUUCUAACAAGCCUCAUGAGUCAGGCUGUGACAUCCACAAUUUGGUACCGAUUAGUUGCUGGUCUAAAUGCACAGCUACGGCUUGUUAGGCGCGAUCAGUUAAAGUCAACUUUCCGACCAAUCAUAAAUUGGCUUGACACGUAUGCAAAUCCAACUUUAAGUGUGCACAGAAUACGCGUUGAUUUAGCUUGCUUUCAGCCUACUGCAUUGGGUUAUUAUCAAUUCGGAUUGGUAGUUUCUGCAGUUGAGUAUCAGCGGGCCCCACCACCUUCAAUUAGCAGUCCACAUGUUCUACCCGAUCCCGAGGUGCAGUCGAGCUAUUUCGUGAAUCAUCGUGGUAAAGUUGAAGAACGUGUCCAUUUCCAAGAGUCUGAACCCUUAAUGACACAUAGAAGAGCAUCUGGAUGGAUUCUAGAUGAUAUUAGCUUAAGAACACUUAGAGAGAACAUGAUGUGGUAUCCUCUAUCAUUUAUCAUAUGCAACACCAAACCAGUUGGUCAUCAGGAUCUUGUUGGGUUGGUGAUAUCUAUUCUUCUUUUAGGAGAUUUUAUACUUGUGUUACUGAUGUUGCUUCAGCUUUACUCAAAUUCCAUGGUGGAUUUAUUUUUGGUGUUAUUUCUUCCCCCUCUCGGUAUUCUCCUCCCAUUUCCAGCUGGAAUUAGCGCUUUAUUUAGUCAUACUCCUAAGCGUUCAUCAGGGCUUGCACGUUUUUAUGCACUCUGGAACAUCACAUCCUUGGUCAAUGUUGUUGUGGCCUUCAUAUGUGGAUAUUUUCAUUACAAGAAUCAACUCCCCCCAAACGACAAUCAUCUAAAUUCUUUGUCCUGGAGCUUAAGCUUGGAUGAUGGUGGAUGGUGGAUGCUUCCAUCUGGAUUGAUGGUGUGUAAAGUUGUACAGGCACAACUAAUUGAUUAUCAUGUGGCUGAUCAAGAAAUUCAAGAUCGAACAUUAUACUGUAAUGAUCCCACUGUUUUUUGGCAGUCGUGAAACAAAACAUAUAUCCACAUUCCUUUUUUUAUUUUUUCUUUUUUUUAUUUGUGUGUGUGUGUGUGUAGUUUAUAAGAAAGAAAGUACAAAAAAAUAUAAAUUUUAAAACAUGAGAGUUACCCAAAAUCAUGAAUACACGUAUAUGCAACGGAUGUAGGUUUAGAGUGUGGGGUCGGAUGACGGGUUUUGAAUGCUGUGUUUACUGUUUAUGUUGUUUUUUUUUGGGUUUGGAAUCUUGCACUGUGUUAGAUGGGUAGGGUUUUGUUGUUUAGUUUUUCACCCAUAUAAGUUUUGG
Molecule: messenger RNA, 4799 nt
Organism: Lactuca virosa
Lineage: Eukaryota; Viridiplantae; Streptophyta; Magnoliopsida; Asterales; Asteraceae
Source: the annotation of a GenBank genome assembly